GGAAAUAAAUCAAAAAUCAACUGUCGAAAAGUCAUUUAAAAAGUCAUUAAUGCAAAACUUCAAGGCUAUAAAAAAGAUUUAAAUCAAUAAACUACAGAUAAGGGAGCGAAACUAUUUUAAUUUGCGUAGUAAGCGUAAUUCACAAAGAUGUCGAGUUCAUUGAACACUUUUAAAUUGUAGCAAUCGUGAAAUUUCGUCUACGAAAAAUAUUAUAUUAAAAUCAUUUUACUUUUGAUUGAGUUGAGAGAUGGAACAAAAUAAUUUGCAGUCUCUACCGGAUGAGAUUUUAAUCUUUAUUUUUGAGAAUUUGAGUGCAAAGACAAUUAAAGCUUGUCGAUUUGUUUGUAAAAGAUGGAAUCAUGUCAUUCUCGACUCAAAAGUGUUGUUCCAAAAAUUUAAAUUUGAUUUUGACAGUGAAAAAGUUGAAGACUACAAAUUGAAUCGAGUUAAAAGGAAAUACAGUUCAAUUCAAAUUAACAGAUGUGGAUUGAAUGUAAAUUUGACAGACUUUAUAAAUCCCUAUACAGUUCAUACUUUAGAGUUAAAUGGAUGCACUUUAGAUCCUGUGUUAUUAGCAAAGCUACUCAAAAGCCUCACAUCUCUACAGGUCUUAAUCGCACAUUGGCUGUAUUUUAUUGAAGACUUGCAUGGAACUUUUGUCAAGGCAAAGCCUAAACUGCGAAAGCUUGAAAUUUUAUACUGCUACGGCUACGAUGUCUUGGAUCUUUUGGAUAUCAAUAAUAUUUCCACAUUAAAGGAAGUGUUCAUUGAAUCAGGUUCUACAAGUAAUUUUAUCAAAUUAUUAGACAACCAAAAUGAACUGGAAUCGCUUAAACUAUCAGAAUGGGGAUCUGCAAACUUCUUUUAUUUUCCUGAAGUGUUUAAGUUUAAGUUUCGUCUAAAAAGCUUUACAGUUGAUGGUUUAAGAAUGUAUGGAAAGUUUGAUAAACUUUUUGACUUCUUGAUGCUUCACAAAAAAAGCUUACAGGUUUUAAAGUUUGGUGAAUUACCAACUCCAAGUGGAUUUACAAUUUACAAGUUUAUUUGGAAUAAUUUAUCAAUCAAGGAAUGUGAUAUAAGCAUUUUAAGGAUCAGGGAAAUUGACGAAUGGAUUAAUGAUAAUCAUGAGUUCAAAACUGACUGUUCAAGGUUCAAGAAAAGGAUUCACGUACAGAAAGUUUCAUUUCUUAAAGAAGCAUUUGUGGAUGCAGAUUAUUCAGCUUAUAAACGCAUUGGAAGCUUGAAACAAAGAGGUCUCAAUACGUUAAGGUUCAAACUAUAUUUGAACAACUUUUGUAAUGCUACACAUUUAGAUUUAAGUUCAUUUAAUCAGAAUACACAUAUCAAUUGGGAUGCAGUUUUGCCUCACAUAAGUUUGGCAAUGAAAAAUUUAAAAGUUCUACGCACACCAGAAUAUUUUGAUCAACGACUCCUUAGUAUGGAGAGCAUUUACUUCCCGAAUUUAAUGGAACUCUCAUUAUCAAAAAUUAAUAGCGAGCUUAUUAAGAACUUUAUUCAAAAACAUAAUAAGACUCUAGAGAAAGUUUCUUUUUGCUGGUUCGAACAUCAUUUUAUGGGAGAUGUUAUAAAUGAGAUUGUGAACUGCAAUAACUUGAAACUUUUGUUGAUGCAUGCAAAAGAAUCGGAAAUUUUCGGUAUAUUCAACAGAACAGAUUUACAGAUUAUAAAAAGAACUGAGCCAUGGAGCCUUAAUAUUGAGUUCUUAAACCAUACUCCAAUUGUUCUCAAGUAUAAGUUUCCUGACGACAUUAUUUAUUGGAAGGAUCAUUACUUAUUCUUGAAUCAAGAAAUUUUCAAUAAGAAAGAAAAUUCCGAAUUAAAUUUUUGGUCAAUUUUAAAUAAGUUAAAAAAUUUGUGAGAUUUUCUAUAGUAUGAAUAAUAAAAUUAAUUUAUACAAAAAGUC
Chironomus riparius is the source of this 1924-nucleotide messenger RNA. Lineage: Eukaryota; Metazoa; Arthropoda; Insecta; Diptera; Chironomidae. The record is from the annotation of a GenBank genome assembly.